CCUGAUAUUAGGUGAAGCCAGCAGGUCAGACAUUCAGUCGGAGGUUGUUUAAGCCACGUACUACCCAGAGAUGGCGAUAGUUUUGGGGGCUUACACGUUGGGGCUGCUGGGGGUAAGCCUCUUCGUUUCAAUGCUGACCUACGCCACCUACCAGCUACUCAGCAGUUAUCUGUAUAAAUGGAGGGAGAUGAAGCCCAUACCAGAGAUUGAAGGCACAUACCCCCUCAUAGGGAACGCACUGCAGUUCAAAGCCAACGCUGGAGGUGAGACAGUGAGAGGUUAUGAGAAAAAAUAGGAAAUGAGAAGGGUAUUUUGAAGAGGUGGUACUUUUAUCAGUUUAACAUUUGGGUUCUAAUCAUGAUGACUUAAAUUAUGCCAGCCUUUCCAUAAUAUCUUUAUUUAAGAAAUACUUUUUAACAUUAAAGAAAUAAAAUAAAUCCAUUGAUUCAGAAGAUUUGUGAAUCAAAUAUCCCAUUUGAACGGUGAAUCACAUUAAUCUGUCCUAGAAAUGAGACUGAUGUCAUUAACACAAUAUAUUGUCUGCAUUGUUGCUGCACUGAGAUUCGUGUAAAUGUGACAUAGUCUUCACAAUCCAUGCGCCACAUCACAACAAAAAUUAUCAUGCUACACAUUAGCAACUUCUUCUGUGGUUUAUCUACUUCCGUUCCUGAUACCGCACGCCAAAGCAAUGCACAAGUUGGAAAAAAUCCAAUACAUGUGACACUGCACGUAGUGCCAGGCACCACAUCCUAGUCCGGCAGAUGAGUCGCAGCGGUGUGAAUUUGCCUCCCAUUGGAUUUAAUGGACUUCCGCCGGAACAUAUACAGUUUGAUGCAACCGGUGUGCACGAGGCUUUAAGCCUCAUUCAUAUUACAUCUGAGCAGUCCAUUGUGUUGCGCCGGAUGUCAUUCAUUUCAAUGGGGACAGUCCGCAAUGGAGUGGUAUCACAGUGGCAUCUCAGUGCCCCCUUGAGGUUGAAGCUUCUGUUGCUAAACGGAUUCCGCAUACAUAAUUUUUUGCUGAACUUUGCGUUGUCUUUAGUGAAGCCAGAGUCUGUUAAUAGAACAGGAAAUUACCAAAGCACAGAAGACUAUGAAAAUAUAUGGUUUUCGGUGAUGCUAGCUAGCUGAUCUGUACACUAGCUUGACUUGCUAGAAGUUAGAGAAACAAGUUGAGAAAAAGUAGCUUGACGAAACAUGUUUUACUAUCACCUGAAACAAUAUGUUUAUCCUGUCUUGAAUGAAAAUAUCUUAUUUUGAAAUCUCCCAAAAUAAAUGCGGUCUCUGACGAGAGACUAGCCUCUCCUCCAUCUUGUCUUGCGUUGUGAAACCCUAUGCUUUCCAUCCAGUAGCGGACCAAGAUUGCGUGAUGAUGAAGUAUGGAGUAAUGAAACACGUCACAAUGUGUACGGGGCAUUAGACCAUGUGACUGUAAAAUACUUUAGAGGGCCCCAGUUUACGGCCAAGGAAUGGGCGACCAACAGUUAAAACUAUUGUACUAAGUUUUUUCUUCUAUAACUUCAUAAAGAGGAAGCAUCGAUCUAGAUUCUAGAGAAUUAUGAAUGUGCAAGGCAGCAUUGUAAAUAACAUCCAAAUGGUUUCUAUCCAAAUGAAACAUCACAAAUGUUUAAAUAUUUGUCAAUAUAUGCGCGUGUGCUUAUUCAGGUGUGUGCAUGACAAAAAUAUUGUCCCUUAAUAAACAUACAUGUUUACAUCCCCCUCCUAUUGGUUAAUCAUUCAUCAUAACUAGUGGCUGGAAUUACAGUAGUUUAGGGAGGGGAUCUUGAAAAGCACUCACUCAUUCAUUCAUUGUCAUUCAUUGAUCUUCCAAUCUACCCACAUACUGUAUGUAGUCAUCAGAUAGUCAGAAGCUUGAACUAGUGAAUGACUUCAGAGAGUUCUCUUUCUUUGGUUUCAGAUUUCUUCCGUCAAGUCAUUGGCUACACAGAGCAGUUCAGGGAUUCCCCACUGUUAAAGAUUUGGAUCGGACCAGUACCCAUCCUCCUUCUGUUCCAUGCAGAAACCAUUGAGGUAGGCGUAUUAAUCAAAGAAUUGAUUUGCAUCAACUUGAUGCAUAACACUUGUAUGUUUUGCAAAGUGUUUAAAUAAGGUGAAACAUACAAGUUGGUGUUACACUUUUUUUGAAACCUCAACAUUUCUGCCUACUGAACACUCUGGAGAUUGAAAUCUACUCUUCAUAUAAAGUAGUAAUUCCACCACAUACUGGUAGCCUGACAAUCAAGAUAUGGUAACUGCUAUCAAAGCCCAUUAUGCUGCUUUGGGUACAAGUGUGCCAAAGCAAACACACUGUAUUGAAUACUAGAGGAAGAGUCAAAUUUUCCAUAAAAACAUUAUUUACUAAAGCAAAAAAAUUAACUUUGCUUUAAAAAAGUUAGGGUUUUACGUAUGAUAUAUAUUUGCUGGUAACUGUCUGUUUGUUGAUGAUGCCAUGCCAAUGACCAACGUUCCCUCUGUGAAAAAUAAAUUAACUAUAUUGUGUUCUAUUUUCUAUUCUAUUCUAUUUGAUUGUCUAUUUGAUUCUAUUUAUUCUGUUUUAUUCUAUAGACAGUUUUGAACAACCCUGUUCAUAUGGACAAAGCCUAUGCUUACAAGUUCCUGCAACCUUGGCUCGGCACUGGUCUACUAACCAGGUGGGUGUCCCAAAACAGAUCACAUUCGAGAAAGAUCAAACGUAUAUGCAUUUGAGACUACAGAAAAUAUGUAUUAUAAAACAAGAUAGGAACAUAAUUCUUAGAUAAGCCUUCGAUCAUUGUUGGGGAAAUAACAAUACAUUCUGAGAAACGUCAAUACUUUCCAAUAUUUUCUGAACUCCGUCUCACUCUGUAUCACUUACUCUGCAUCUCCCUCUCUCUGCUUCCCUUCCUUUUCUAUCUGUCUGAUUCUCUUUCUUUGCCACCCUCCCUCUGUCUCUCUCUUCCUCUAUUUCUCCCCCCUCCCUCUGUUCCCCACCUCCCUCUCCCCAGCACGGGGAACAAGUGGCGGCGGCGGCGGAAGUUGCUCACCCCCACCUUCCACUUCUCCAUCCUGACGGAGUUCCUGGAGGUGAUGAACGAGCAGGCCGAGGUGCUGGUGGAGAAGCUGGACAAGGUGGCAGGCAAGGGCCCCUUCAACUGCUUCAACCACGUCACCCUCUGUGCCCUCGACAUCAUCUGUGGUGGGUCUGGAUGUGGGGUGAUUCUAGCGGGUCCAAAGGCUCAAUGGGUUAAAAAGAUUUCACAUUCUUGUGGCCAUUUCAAGUCAACUAAAAGAUCUAUCAAAAUUGCAACCAAUCUUGCAAUAAAUAUCUCUGUAUAUGAUUUUCCUUUCAGAGACUGCAAUGGGGAAGAAAAUCUACGCUCAGAGUAACUAUGACUCAGAGUAUGUCCAAUGUGUGUACAAGUGAGUGCCUCGUCCUGAAUGCAACAGACAGAUGUUGUCAUGCCCAGUGUUGUUUUGAAGUAGAGGGUAUCGACGGCCGACCAUUGCUCACUGUCCCUGCAUCUCUCUCUCUCUCUCAGUUUCCCCCUCCUUCUCUCCUUCUGUCUGCACUGUUGGUAGUUGGUUGCAAGUAGUAGCUGUCUUGUACCACGCAUGUUGUUAAACUCUGUAAAUGCUACAAAUAAACAGACUUUUGGGGACAAUAUUCAUUGCAAGAAAAUGUAAUGGAGCGGAAUCAACUUGCAUCAAAUUAAUAUCAUUUUCUCUCCCUCGCAUCCCUCCUACUGUCCCCAGGAUGAGUGACAUCAUCACACGGCGACAGAGGAUGCCGUGGUUCUGGCCCGACUUUUUCUACAACUACUUUGGCGAGGGCUGGGAGCAUAACAGGAGCCUCAAGGUCCUCCACUCGUUCACCUCCAAUGUGAGUCAUCAGUCAAUCAAUCAAAAAGGGGCUUUCAACUAUUUAGCUGCACCCAGGGAAAUAAGAUGUCAUCCAUCAGCCCCCAUCCAUCCAGCCAAGGGCCUGUUCAGAACGAUGGCCAUUACAGAAUGUUCAGAUAGAAAUGUAUUGUGUAGAACAUAAAUGAUUGUCUGUACGAUAGAAUAAGAAAUCCCGUCAGCGCUAUUCAUUCUCUUUCUAUCUGCAACGUUCAGAACGCAUGAUGUCAAGUGUUUUCACUGAAUACACCCCAGGUGAUCUACGAGAGGGCGGAGUACAUUGCCUACAUCGAGUCGGACAGCGAAUCGGACCAGGGCAUGAGGAAGAGGCGGGCCUUCCUGGACAUGCUUCUGAAGACCACGGACGAGGAGGGCAACAAGCUCACCCACCAGGACAUCCAGGAGGAAGUGGACACCUUCAUGUUCAGGGUCAGAGGUCAAAACCUCUAUCACUCCAUGUAGAAUGUAUUACAGAUUUAUCAUUGGUGUUAUUUUUAUUGCCCCCGUCUUGCAGGGUCAUGACACUACAGCCGCAGCCAUGAAUUGGGCCAUUCACCUGCUGGGCUCCCAUCCAGAGGUGCAGAGGAAGGUUCAACAAGAGCUGCAGGAGGUGUUCGGUAAUCCCCCCCUCUUUUCUAACCCUUUAUUUUCUCAACCCUUUACUGCCUGGUGUUGCAGUAUGGCAACAUAUCAUUUCUCUUCACCUCUUGCUUCCCUGAAUGAAAAAUUAUAAACACCAUUGCUUUUUACAGAAGGGGGGGGGAGGGGGUGUAGACUAGCCAAUUAUGUGCUUAGGUAAAGUCACAUAACAUGCACCCACAUGGAGCUCCCUUUCAUAAAUGCAUUCCACAUUGUUCUCAUAAAGCAAUCAUUUUUACAUUUCCCCUUCAAUGAAAAAUGUAAACUCAAUCUCAUGUUAGUUAAGAGGUGAUAUUAAACAUUACAUCCAAUUUCCCUAGAAUUUGUUCUUGGGAAAUUGAUCAAAUGCAUUUGUUGGCAAUCGGCAACACUGUGUGAUAGUUGAACUGCAAUUCAGUUGAUAGGGGCCAGGCAAAAGACAGUGAAAAUAUAAUUUUCAGAUUUUUUGGCGUAAUAUUGAUAUAUUUUUAGAAAGAUAACAUAUAUUUGUUAUAUACAGUGGGGGAAAAAAGUAUUUAGUCAGCCACCAAUUGUGCAAGUUCUCCCACUUAAAAAGAUGAGAGAGGCCUGUAAUUUUCAUCAUAGGUACACGUCAACUAUGACAGACAAAAUGAGAAAAAGAAAUCCAGAAAAUCACAUUGUAGGAUUUUUUAUGAAUUUAUUUGCAAAUUAUGGUGGAAAAUAAGUAUUUGGUCACCUACAAACAAGCAAGAUUUCUGGCUCUCACAGACCUGUAACUUCUUCUUUAAGAGGCUCCUCUGUCCUCCACUCAUUACCUGUAUUAAUGGCACCUGUUUGAACUUGUUAUCAGUAUAAAAGACACCUGUCCACAACCUCAAACAGUCACACUCCAAACUCCACUAUGGCCAAGACCAAAGAGCUGUCAAAGGACACCAGAAACAAAAUUGUAGACCUGCACCAGGCUGGGAAGACUGAAUCUGCAAUAGGUAAGCAGCUUGGUUUGAAGAAAUCAACUGUGGGAGCAAUUAUUAGGAAAUGGAAGACAUACAAGACCACUGAUAAUCUCCCUCGAUCUGGGGCUCCACGCAAGAUCUCACCCCGUGGGGUCAAAAUGAUCACAAUAACGGUGAGCAAAAAUCCCAGAACCACACGGGGGGACCUAGUGAAUGACCUGCAGAGAGCUGGGACCGAAGUAGCAAAGCCUACCAUCAGUAACACACUACGCCGCCAGGGACUCAAAUCCUGCAGUGCCAGACGUGUCCCCCUGCUUAAGCCAGUACAUGUCCAGGCCCGUCUGAAGUUUGCUAGAGUGCAUUUGGAUGAUCCAGAAGAGGAUUGGGAGAAUGUCAUAUGGUCAGAUGACACCAAAAUAUAACUUUUUGGUAAAAACUCAACUCGUCGUGUUUGGAGGACAAAGAAUGCUGAGUUGCAUCCAAAGAACACCAUACCUACUGUGAAGCAUGUUGGUGGAAACAUCAUGCUUUGGGGCUGUUUUUCUGUAAAUCGACCAGGACUACUAAUCCGUGUAAAGGAAAGAAUGAAUGGGGCCAUGUAUCGUGAGAUUUUGAGUGAAAACCUCCUUCCAUCAGCAAGGGCAUUGAAGAUGAAACGUGGCUGGGUCUUUCAGCAUGACAAUGAUCCCAAACACACCGCCCGGGCAACGAAGGAGUGGCUUCGUAAGAAGCAUUUCAAGGUCCUGGAGUGGCCUAGCCAGUCUCCAGAUCUCAACCCCAUAGAAAAUCUUUGGAGGGAAUUGAAAGUCCGUGUUGCCCAGCGACAGCCCCAAAACAUCACUGCUCUAGAGGAGAUCUGCAUGGAGGAAUGGGCCAAAAUACCAGCAACAGUGUGUGAAAACCUUGUGAAGACUUACAGAAAACAUUUGACCUGUGUGGCAGGUAGCUUAGAGGUUAAGAGCAUUGUGCCAGUAACCGAAAGGUCGCUGGUUCUAAUCCCCGAGCAGACUAGGUGAAAAAUCUGUCGAUGUGCCCUUGAGCAAGGCACUUAACCCUAAUUGCUCCUGUAAGUCGCUCUGGAUAAGAGUGUCUGGUAAAUGUAAUAUAACAAAGUAUUGAGAAACUUUUGUUAUUGACCAAAUACUUAUUUUCCACCAUAAUUUGCAAAUAAAUUCAUAAAAAAUCCUACAAUGUGAUUUUCUGGAGAAAAAAGUCUCAUUUUGUCUGUCAUAGUUGACGUGUACCUAUGAUGAAAAUUACAGGCCUCUCUCAUCUUUUUAAGUGGGAGAACUUGCACAAUUGGUGGCUGACUAAAUACUUUUUUCCCCACUGUAUGCGUGGAUUAAAAAAAUUAUAAUCUUAUUUAUUUAAAAAUAUAAGAUGGCCAGAGUAAAUUAUGCAGAUAGUAUGAAGGAAUAAAAACAAUCAAAUUAUAAUUCAAACACCUCAUUUAUAUAUAUAUAUAGAAAACACUGUUUUAAAUGUUAUUAAUAGUUGCAUAUUGUUACCGUUGUCUCAUAGUGUUGCCAUACGGCAACAAAUCAAAAAGUUAGUUAGUUAAAAAAACGAAUCCAAUAUUUUAUUGCAUGGUUGUAUCAUAAUGCAUGCUGUAGAGUCAAACUCAUUCCAUGGAAGGCCUAGUUUCUGCAGGUUUUAGUUUUUUCCUUUCAAAGGAGCUAGAAACACAAGCAUUUUGCUACACCCGCAAUAACAUCUGCUAAAUAUGUGUAUGUGACCAAUAAAAUGUGAUUUGAUUUAGACAACCAGGUAUGGGGAGAUCCUCAUCAAUGAAGUACAAGGGAGGAGUGAAAACCCACAGCCACUCGGCCCUCCAUGGAAUGAGUUUGACACCUGUGUUAAAGUAUUUUAUUGCACUUGAUUUAGACAAUGGAGACUGGUAAGUGGGAGAGACAGUCCGACAGAAGGAGAAGCUGCUGGGAUUGAACCCUGGUCUCGGAAGCGUAUUUAGAGCAGCUGGACACAUUACCGCUAGACCAUGUGCUCUGCAGGAGGUACUUGGUAAUUCUAACCGCUAGACCAUGUGCUCUGCAGGAGGUGUUUGGUGAUUCUAACCACUAGACCAUGUGCUCUGCAGGAGGUGUUUGGUGAUUCUAACCAGUAGACCAUGUGCUCUGCAGGAGGUGUUUGGUGAUUCUAAUCCCAUAGUCUCCCGUCACUAUCCGUGACAAGUAUCUCUAUGACAGUAGAUGCAGGUUUGGUUUAGUUACUGUGUUUGAUGACAGACGAACAUCACAUCCAUUCCUGUAUCUCCAUUCAUAGAUGUGUCCGAUUGCCCCAUCACUACAGAACAUUUAUAAUGGGAUGUAACAUGCAUUCUUGUACCCCUGUGCUCAGGUGUGUCCGACCGGCCAGUAAACACAGAGGAUCUGAAGAAGCUGCGCUACCUAGAAUGUGUCAUCAAAGAGUCCCUGCGCCUGUUCCCCUCUGUCCCCUUCUUUGCCCGCAGCAUCGGUGAAGACUGCCACAUCAGUGAGUGACAUUCAUUUUUUAGGGGGUAGAUCAGCUUUAAUAUUGCAGAUAGAUUGUAACUUUCAUCAAUGUUAUUGUCUGCAUCACUUCCAAUCCCCCAUAUUCCCCCCCCACAAAUAUAUAUAUAUAUAUAUAUAUAUAUAUAUAUAUACAGUGGGGAAAAAAACUAUUUAGUCAGCCACCAAUUGUGCAAGUUCUCCCACUUAAAAAGAUGAGAGAGGCCUGUACUUUUCAUCAUAGGUACACGUCAACUAUGACAGACAAAAUGAGGGAAAAAAUUCCAGAAAAUCACAUUGUAGGAUUUUUAAUGAAUUUAUUUGCAAAUUAUGGUGGAAAAUAAGUAUUUGGUCAAUAACAAAAGUUUCUCAAUACUUUGUUAUAUACCCUUUGUUGGCAAUGACACAGGUCAAACGUUUUCUGUAAGUCUUCACAAGGUUUUCACACACUGUUGCUGGUAUUUUGGCCCAUUCCUCCAUGCAGAUCUCCUCUAGAGCAGUGAUGUUUUGGGGCUGUCGCUGGGCAACACGGACUUUCAACUCCCUCCAAAGAUUUUCUAUGGGGUUGAGAUCUGGAGACUGGCUAGGCUACUCCAGGACCUUGAAAUGCUUCUUACGAAGCCACUCCUUCGUUGCCCGGGCGGUGUGUUUGGGAUCAUUGUCAUGCUGAAAGACCCAGCCACGUUUCAUCUUCAAUGCCCUUGCUGAUGGAAGGAGGUUUUCACUCAAAAUCUCACGAUACAUGGCCCCAUUCAUUCUUUCCUUUACACGGAUCAGUCGUCCUGGUCCCUUUGCAAAAAAACAGCCCCAAAGCAUGAUGUUUCCACCCCCAUGCUUCACAGUAGGUAUGGUGUUCUUUGGAUGCAACUCAGUAUUCUUUGUCCUCCAAACACUACGAGUUGAGUUUUUACCAAAAAGUUAUAUUUUGGUUUCAUCUGACCAUAUGACAUUCUCCCAAUCCUCUUCUGGAUCAUCCAAAUGCACUCUAGCAAACUUCAGACGGGCCUGGACAGGUACUGGCUUAAGCAGGGGGACACGUCUGGCACUGCAGGAUUUGAGGCGUAGUGUGUUACUGAUGGUAGGCUUUGAUACUUUGGUCCCAGCUCUCUGCAGGUCAUUCACUAGGUCCCCCCGUGUGGUUCUGGGAUUUUUGCUCACCGUUCUUCUGAUCAUUUUGACCCCACGGGGUGAGAUCUUGCGUGGAGCCCCAGAUCGAGGGAGAUUAUCAGUGGUCUUGUAUGUCUUCCAUUUCCUAAUAAUUGCUCCCACAGUUGAUUUCUUCAAACCAAGCUGCUUACCUAUUACAGAUUCAGUCUUCCCAGCCUGGUGCAGGUCUACAAUUUUGUUUCUGGUGUCCUUUGACAGCUCUUUGGUCUUGGCCAUAGUGGAGUUUGGAGUGUGACUGUUUGAGGUUGUGGACAGGUGUCUUUUAUACUGAUAACAAGUUCAAACAGGUGCCAUUAAUACAGAUAACGAGUGGAGGACAGAGGAGCCUCUUAAAGAAGAAGUUACAGGUCUGUGAGAGCCAGAAAUCUUGCUUGUUUUUAGGUGACCAAAUACUUAUUUUCCACCAUAAUUUGCAAAUAAAUUCAUUAAAAAUCCUACAAUGUGAUUUUCUGGAAUUUUUUUCCUCAAUUUGUCUGUCAUAGUUGACGUGUACCUAUGAUGAAAAUGACAGGCCUCUCUCAUCUUUUUAAGUGGGAGAACUUGCACAAUUGGUGGCUGACUAAAUACUUUUUUCCCCCACUGUAUAUAUAUAUAUAUAUAUAUACACUGCUCAAAAAAAUAAAGGGAACACUUAAACAACACAAUGUAACUCGAAGUCAAUCACACUUCCGUGAAAUCAAACUGUCCAAUUAGGAAGCAACACUGAUUGACAAUACAUUUCACAUGCUGUUGUGCAAAUGGAAUAGACAACAGGUGGAAAUUAUAGGCAAUUAGCAAGACACCCCCAAUAAAGGACUGGUUUUGCAGAUGGUGACCACAGACCACUUCUCAGUUCCUAUGCUUCCUGGCUGAUGUUUUGGUCACUUUUGAAUGCUGGCGGUGCUUUCACUCUACUGGUAGCAUGAGACGGAGUCUACAACCCACACAAGUGGCUCAGGUAGUGCAGCUCAUCCAGAAUGGCACAUCAAUGCGAGCUGUGGCAAGAAGGUUUACUGUGUCUGUCAGCGUAGUGUCCAGAGCAUGGAAGCGCUACCAGGAGACAGGCCAGUACAUCAGGAGACGUGGAGGAGGCCGUAGGAGGGCAACAACCCAGCAGCAGGACUGCUACCUCCGCCUUUGUGCAAGGAGGAGCAGGAGGAGCACUGCCAGAGCCCUGCAAAAUGACCUCCAGCAGGCCACAAAUGUGCAUGUGUCUGAUCAAACGGUCAGAAACAGACUCCAUGAGGGUGGUAUGAGGGCCCGACGUCCACAGGUGGGGGUUAUGCUUACAGCCCAACACAGUGCAGGACGUUUGGCAUUUGCCAGAGAACACCAAGAUUGGCAAAUUCGCCACUGGUGCCCUGUGCUCUUCACAGAUGAAAGCAGGUUCACACUGAGCACGUGACAGAGUCUGGAGACGCCGUGGAGAACGUUCUGCUGCCUGCAACAUCCUCCAGCAUGACCGGUUUGGCGGUGGGUCAGUCAUGGUGUGGGGUGGCAUUUCUUUGGGGGGCCGCACAGCCCUCCAUGUGCUCGCCAGAGGUAGCCUGACUGCCAUUAGGUACCGAGAUGAGAUCCUCAGACCCCUUGUGAGACCAUAUGCUGGUGCGGUCCUGGGUUCCUCCUAAUGCAAGACAAUGCUAGACCUCAUGUGGCUGGAGUGUGUCAGCAGUUCCUGCAAGAGGAAGGCAUUGAUGCUAUGGACCGCCCGUUCCCCACACCUGAAUCCAAUUGAGCACAUCUGGGACAUCAUGUCUCGCUCCAGGUGGUGGAUGCUUUAGUCCUGGUCUGGGAUAAGAUCCCUCAGGAGACCAUCCACCACCUCAUCAGGAGCAUGCCCAGGCGUUGUAGGGAGGUCAUACAGGCACGUGGAGGCCACACACACUACUGAGCCUCAUUUUGACUUGUUUUAAGGACAUUACAUCAAAGUUGGAUCAGCCUGUAGUGUGGUUUUCCACUAAAAUUUUGAGGGUGACUCCAAAUCCAGACCUCCAUGGGUUGAUAAAUUUGAUUUUCAUUGAUAAUUUUUGUGUGAUUUUGUUGUCAGCACAUUCAACUAUGUAAAGAAAAACGUAUUUAAAAAGAUUAUUUCAUUCAAUCAGAUCUAGGAUGUGUUAUUUUAGUGUUCCCUUUAUGUUUUUGAGCAGUAUAUAUAUAUAUAUAUAUAUAUAUAUAUAUAUAUAUAUAUAUAUAUAUAUAUAUAUAUUCAUAUACAUGAAUUACACAUUCUUAACCAUUAAUGUUUAUUUCAAUCUGUCAUUAAUUCUCAAACUGAUUUAAAUUUACAGGAUUAGGUAUACACUACUUUUAAUUAAUACUAAUUGAUGUACAUAUUCACAAUGGGUGGCCUGUGCCAAAAUGGAAGUUGAACCUACAACCAUGGUUUAUCCAGCGUCUUUCCAUUUCAGUCUUGUUUAGUUAUUUUUUGUGGUUGUGUGUUAAUUCUUCACGUGUACAUUUUGUGGACCUAAUAACCUAACUUGUGUUUCACAUUUUUGCACCUGUAGAUGGUUUCAAAGUUCCCAAAGGUGCCAAUGCCAUCAUAUUGACCUACUCCCUCCACCGUGACCCGCGCCACUUCCCCCAGCCUGAAGAGUUUCGCCCUGAACGCUUCAUGCCGGAAAACUGCGUUGGGAGACAUCCUUACGCCUUCAUCCCUUUCUCUGCUGGACUCCGCAACUGCAUCGGUAAGAAUAGGAAACGUUCAAGACAUUUUACUAAGUAGCACCAACGUUUUAGAAAAUUGGUAAAUCAACAUCAUUCCAUUUGAGAUGAACGACACAAGAUUUGUCACGUUGAUUUGUAGAAUAUCACUCAGGCUAUAUUUUGUCAGCUUGAAACAUAAAAUGUUUACUACAGUGGGCCUCUAAACGUGUGUCCAAUGAGGUUGUCAUCCUCACAUACUCUCGCUACUUUAAUAAUGGUUACAGAUUAAGGUUGAAGACAAUAAGGCAUUUGAAAUAGUGAAAACAAAAUGGACGAUUAAAAGUGUGUCCGAUGAAGAUGUCAUCCUCACAUGCUUUUGUUACAUCCCCCAGGUCAGCGCUUUGCCAUGAUGGAGGAAAAGGUGAUCCUGGCAUCCAUCUUCCGCUACUUCAAUGUGGAGGCGUGUCAGAAGCGGGAAGACAUCCGUCCACUAGGGGAGCUCAUUCUUCGCCCCGAGAAGGGCAUCUGGAUCAAACUUGAGAAGAGGAAGCAGCAGCAGUAGAUAAUCUAGGGAACUGUUUGAACACACCAUUCCUUCCUCCCUCCUUUGGGAGUAAUCGCUGAUCUAACACUAAUUGAUAGGUGAAAGUAAAUAGUUCUAGCACAUACUGUAGGAUACAUUCUUAAAGUAUUUAAACAGGGACGAAUAAAACCCUUAACGCCUACCCAGUAGGCUUACAUUGCAUUCGUGUUCUCUCGGUAUUACAGGAAAAUCUGAAUCUUGAGACUGCGAAACUCGCAGAAAGUUAUUUUAAUUGUCAUAAACAGGUUUCUGAUAUUCAAAAUCGUUUGAGUUUCCAAAUGAAAAAUAGGAGUGGGAAACUUGGGGAACAUUUAUUUUCCCAACAUUGACUUUAGAUAGCUCUGGUUUUUUACUUGUGAGCAGUGGAGGCUGGUGGGAGGAGCUAUAGGAGGACUGGCUCAUUGUAAUGGCUGGAAUGGCAUUAUUGGAACGGAGUCAAACAUGUGGUUUACAUAGUUUGAUGCCGUUCCAUUGAUUCUAUCCCGGCCAUUACAAUGUGACCAACCUCCUAUAGCUCCUCCCACCAG
Messenger RNA from Coregonus sp. 'balchen', 12816 nucleotides. The record is from the annotation of a GenBank genome assembly. NCBI's taxonomy places the organism in Eukaryota, Metazoa, Chordata, Actinopteri, Salmoniformes, Salmonidae.